Messenger RNA from Uranotaenia lowii, 435 nucleotides. RefSeq names its product transcription factor MafA-like. The transcript has a single exon. The record is from RefSeq and is a predicted model, not a curated record. The coding region runs from base 1 to 435 and encodes 144 amino acids. NCBI's taxonomy places the organism in Eukaryota, Metazoa, Arthropoda, Insecta, Diptera, Culicidae.
AUGGUCAUCGGAUCAGCUGUAGCUCGUCCAGAGCCCUACGGAGCCCAUGGGCAUGGUUUGGUGCAGCCUGGCCCGGCUGUGGAAUAUUCCUACCAGGCCAAGGCACCGGCUGUCAAGUGCGGCCACAACUUGCUGAUCAACUGCAACCCGCAUCAUAGUGUGGUCCCAUGUAAGGGAUCCAAGGGCGGUCAUGGAGCAGCUCCAGCUCAUUACGGAGGCGCUGCUGGAGGAUACGGAGAAGUGGUUCCGGUGGCUGAUCAUGGACACGGAUAUCAUGCUGCCCCAGCUGAGGAACAGUACCGACACAAGAAGCACAAGAAACAUCACGGACAUCAUCAUCAUCACCAUCACCAUCAUCAUCAUGGCCAUGGACAUGGAAAGGGACAUCGUGAUGCCGCCAGCGAUGUUGUUGGAUCUCCAGGACCAGUCGUUUAA